GGUCGACCAACCAGGUUCACGAAUUCGUACAGAUARUUGAUAUGCAUUACUUAUAAAUCAAAAAAUGAUAUUAGUAAUGCUGACGUUAUUAUUUCCCACAUAUCGUCAGAUUGAAUUAAGCUGGUUAAUAAAGAAACCAUCUUUAACUCUAUUGAAUUCAGUAGAUUAAAGUCAUUCUUCAAAGACUGGCCAAGGAUGGAGUUGGUUUUGUCAAAACCUAAAGUUAUUUUACUAUCUCUUUUCAUGUUUCAUGCUGUUUCGCUUGCUCUUGGGAGAAACGACACACGGGUGUUAACCCAACAGGGCUAUGUCAGGGGCGUGCGACAAGUUAUCCAAACAAAUAGAGGGCAAGCGAAGACCAUCUACAAGUUCUUGGGCGUUCCGUACGCUAGAAGUCCAAUUGGUAAUCUUAAUCUUCGCUUCAAGCCCCCGCAAGCUCUUUCCACUCAAAGAUCAAGUGAUUAUAAUGCAACUUUUCUACGACCAGUGUGUGUGCAGGAUAACGUUACCUUGGCAUCAAUAAGAAGAGCAUGGCCAACAUUUGASCCAAUGAGAGAUAUGGACGAAGAUUGUCUGUACCUGAAUAUCUACACUCCAAGAACAAGAGGUACAACAAAAUACCCAGUUAUUGUUUAUAUACACGGAGGAAGCUAUAUCUCAGGUACCCCUAUUCGUGAUAUAUCACCAGGCGAGUAUUUGCCCACGCGCGACGUUGUUCUUGUCACUGUCCAGUAUCGACUUGGACCAUUUGGGUUCUUUAGUACUGGGGACUCGGAGGCACCGGGAAAUGUGGGUCUUCUUGACCAGGUAGAGGCCCUCAAGUGGAUUCGAGAUAACAUCGGCGUAUUUGGUGGCAAAAAAAGCAGCGUGACUGUCCUUGGUGAAAGCGCAGGAGGAUCAAGUGUAGGUCUACACUACUUAUCACCUCAGUCCAGAGGACUCUUUCAUCGUGGUAUUGCAGUGAGUGGUGUGGACCUCUCUCCUUUCGCUUACGCUCCAAAGUCUCAAGUUUUACAUUCCAGCAAGGAGUUGAUAAGGAUGGUCAACUGUACAAGAAACAGCAGCCAGUUAGUUGUUCAAUGCCUUCAAACAGUUUCAACCGCCACUGUCUUUAAGAUUUCAAACCCAUUGAUCCUCAAGCCGUUCGUUAACCAUCACUUCCUUCCAGACAACCCAAAAAUUUUAAGAAAACAAGGGAAAUUCCUUAAGUUUCCUCUAAUAGCAGGCUUCGUGAGCCAAGAGGGAUCUUUUAUCGUGGAAAAAGGAGGCGCAGCAAUAAACGAUAACACAAGUUUCACAACUUAUUAAGAAAAUAUUUUCCCAGUGUUGGGACGCGGUGCAGUGAACCAAUCACGUGCUGCAUUUAAUGCUCUUAAGUCUCAAUACACACCUGCAAACAAUGACCCCAGUGAGUACCGUAGGAAACUUGUGAAUAUGUGGUCCGACUACACGGUAAUUGCACCGACAUUGGAUGUAUCGUCAUAUCACAGUGCUAACGGCACUGCCACCUACUUGUUUGAGUUCGCUCAUAGGUCCCGAAACCAUUCAAAGCCCCCAUGGAUGGGCGUCGUUCACGGAGAUACAACAGCGUACAUGUUUGGUCUACCACUUCUCAGGUCUAACCCAAGUGAGCUGACGUUUGACGACAACGACAGGGCUGUCAGUGACAAGGUGGUGACUAUGUUUACUAAUUUUGCCAAAUUUCGUAACCCCACUCCUGCGCUUAUCCCUGUCAGUGGUGUGAAUUGGUCCAACUUUAGCUUACCCAACAAAGCUUACCUGAAAAUCCAAAGUAACCCCGUCAUGACCACAAAUUACCAUCCACAAAGAAUGACAUUCUGGAAUUCCCGUUUCCCAUCGUUUUUUCCAGCACCAGCACCUUGCCAACACGUGACGAGUCAGGAUAGAGUGACUAGCUUGAAUGAGAUGCGAGACAAACUAAGCAUUAAGCAUAUUUGGUAAGAACAAUGGAUUCAAUAGAGAUAAUCUUGUUAGCCAUGGUGGCAUCAAUGAAGUUGUAAAACUCAAAAAAGUAAAUUUUAAAAGUGAAAGUUAUUAAAGUUAUUGUAAACUUCCUUUAUACUGAAUUAGGAGUAUCCCUUAUACCUGAACUAGGAGUAUCCCUUAU
This is a messenger RNA of Actinia tenebrosa (Australian red waratah sea anemone), 2128 nucleotides long. RefSeq names its product acetylcholinesterase-like. The record is from RefSeq and is a predicted model, not a curated record. NCBI's taxonomy places the organism in Eukaryota, Metazoa, Cnidaria, Anthozoa, Actiniaria, Actiniidae.